AUGGAACAUCUAUCAAAGCCCAUCAAUUUGGGAUUUCCUCAAGACUAUUCUACUUUUUGCAAAUCUCCACUAGCUUUUGUUGUCGUAACUUCUCUACUGGGAGUUGUGGACCAACACCUUCUGAAGCCCAAUCCAGUCUUCAAUAAUGUUAUUGAUGAUCCAAAAAUAGCCUUGUUGUCCAAAAAGAUCUGCAGCUCUCUGCGAUACGUGCUGGAGAAAUUAUGGGAGAUACAAACGGUAGAUGAAUCUCAGCUGGAUGCGAAAAUCAGAGAUGUAGCUGUUGAAGCAGAAGCUAAAAUCGAAUCAAAACUCAGAGAGGUAUAUUUGGCUACCAGCAGCAAAGGAGAUCACGAGGCCACUUCUCGUGGGCUUCGUGAGACCCUGCAAUACGUUGUGGAAGACAUUGAAUCGCUUGAAGCCCAGAUCAAGAUUCAGAAGGAAUUCGAAGUCAAAAGCCUCCCCCUUAAAGAGCUUUCAUCAACUCCGGCAGAGGCUGUAAAGGCAGAAAGCACCGUGAUUUCUUGCUCCUCCUACCACAAUUUGGCUCUUGGAAAUGAAAUGAUAGGACGCGAUGUUGAAUUUCAGAAGAUAUUGGACUUGAUUUUGCAUAUUCGACGGUCUGAUGAAGUCAUUGCGGUUACUGGGAUGGGCGGUAUUGGAAAGUCGACUUUGGCACAAAGAGUUUACGAGGACCCAGCAAUCAGAUCGCACUUUGACAUUUGUGCAUGGACUGUCUUGUCGCAGCAGCACAAUGUAAAAGAGAUACUCCUUUGCCUUUUAGGGCAAAUGUGCAUUGGAAUAUACACGACAGACGACAAUGAGGAGCAGCUAGCAAACCAACUGUUCAAAAGCUUGUUUCGUCGAAGGUAUUUGAUUGUUGUAGAUGACGUAUGGAGUACUCAGGCAUGGGAUGACAUCAAACCAUAUUUUCCAAAUUCAAUAAGUGGGAGUCGAAUCCUGAUGACAACUCGAUUAGUGGAAGUGGCUUCAUAUGCUACCUCAUCACAAUCAUUUGUUUUCCGUAUGCCUUUUCUAAAUCUGGAUGAAAGCUGGAAACUACUUGUCAGGGAAGUGUUUAAAAGAAGAGAUUGUCCACCACCAGAUGAAUUUGAGUCAAUUGGGAGAAAAAUUGUUAAGAGAUGUGGUGGAUUACCAAUUUCAAUUAUACUGAUUGCUGGAAUUCUGGUCGGCCGGCUCAACAUGUCACCACAUGAGUCGUGGAAUGAUUUUGCUCCAACUAUUAAUUCAGCUUUAAUGGAAGUGGAAUCUUCUGGUCACACAAGCAUAUUUGCAUUGAGCUACAAACAUUUGCCAGUUCACUUGAAAGCCUGUUUUCUAUAUUUAGGAAUAUUUCCAAUGGGCAGUGUCAUCUAUGUCAAGAAAUUGAUAAAGUUAUGGGUGGCAGAGGGAUUUUUAGAGCCAAAGAUGCAUAAUGGUUUGGAAGAGGUAGCAAUGAAUUACUUGAAUGAUCUUAUUGACAGAAAUCUAGUUCUAGUUGUGAAGCAAAAUUAUGAUAAAAAGGUCAAGUCAUGUAAGCUCCAUGAUUUGGUACAUGACUUUUGCUUGAGAAAAGCACAAGAAGAGAACAUGGUGGUUGUUAGUAAUGAUGAUCUGGCAGGAACUCGGUCGGACACAAAACAACCGAAACUAGGUUGUCGUUGGAUAAGUUGUCAAUCCCGCCGCUGGCCAUUUACUAGAUCAAGUUCUUUGAAUUACACACAGGGCAAAAUCCAUUCCAUUCUCUAUUUUGGUAAAGAUUUACACCCUAAAAAAUGCAGGUUGAUGUUUCAAUGUCUCGAAUUGCUAAGAGUACUGGACUUAUCUUCAAUACAAUACUCAAAUGGCAUGCCCAGUGAAAUUGUGAAUCUGAUUCAUUUGAGAUAUUUGGCAUUAACCACUGUAGGUUCUCUUCACAACUCUCAAUUGUUUAAGCUCCAAAGCUUGCAAACUCUCAUUCUGCUUUCAUGGAAGGAAGGGUUUCAUUUUCAAUUGCCAUGUGAUAUUUUGGAUUUGCCUUGGUUAAGACAUGUACACAUUGACAAGGGAUCUUCACUCUAUCUCCCAAACUCAAUUCAAGGAAAUCUGCAAACUCUUUUUUGGUUGAAAGUUACUAGUUGGGAUACAAAAACACCAGACUUCAAAAUGGUUCCAAACUUGAAGGAAUUGGGAAUUUACAUUGAAGGUGGAGUGUCGUCUAAUGCACUUGAUAGUUUUACUCAGCUACAUCAACUUGAGAAGUUAAAAUUUGAAGUGAGAGGGGUUGACCACUUUAAUCUCCCAGUUUCUUUUCCAUCAAGUAUCAAGAAGUUGACCUUUUGUAAAACCGAUCUUCCAUGGGAGAAAAUGGAUAUUAUUAGCAAGUUACCCAUUCUUGAAGUACUCAAAUUGAAAGAUUUUGCCUUCCGUGGCUCAAAGUGGGAUGCAUCCGAGGAGGAGUUUACAAAUUUAAAGUUUUUCCUCAUUGAACGUUCUGAUCUCAAACAUUGGAAAGCAAGUUCUGAUAACUUCCCAGGUUUGAAGCACCUAGUCCUAAAAAACUGUUGGGACUUGGUAAGCAUUCCAAGUGAAUUUGCUGACAUUUACACGCUGGAAUCGAUUGAGUUAGAAAGUUGUUGUUCUUCCCUUGAGAUGUCUGCAGAGGAAAUUAAAGAUGAAGUACAGGACUGGGGGGGUGAUUUACUUGUUCGUAAACUUGGAAUUAAGGACAAAACGCCAGAAGAAGAAAGUGAAACUGAGGAAGAAGACAGCGAGGGAUCUGAUGAUGUUAACUAAAACAUUACUGAUCUAAGGAAGAUGAAGGUGAUCUCUGGCAACCAACAAAGCUAUGAAAAUGGUGUGUUUUGUAGAGGCUAAUGUUGCAACUUAUAAAGUUGUUUGUUUGUCUAUCUUUUCAAUAUUGUGGUUCGGUCUCUUGGGAUUUAUU
Molecule: messenger RNA, 2923 nt
Organism: Ipomoea nil (Japanese morning glory)
Lineage: Eukaryota; Viridiplantae; Streptophyta; Magnoliopsida; Solanales; Convolvulaceae
Product: putative late blight resistance protein homolog R1B-14
Exons: 4
Coding region: 1-2772 (923 amino acids)
Biological process (GO): defense response to other organism
Molecular function (GO): ADP binding
Source: RefSeq, a predicted model, not a curated record